Messenger RNA from Colletotrichum higginsianum IMI 349063, 447 nucleotides. Its product is annotated as Trafficking PGA2. The transcript has a single exon. Gene Ontology annotation, biological process: protein transport. Bases 1 to 447 code for a protein of 148 amino acids. The record is from RefSeq and is a predicted model, not a curated record. NCBI's taxonomy places the organism in Eukaryota, Fungi, Ascomycota, Sordariomycetes, Glomerellales, Glomerellaceae.
AUGGCCGCCAUACUUGACCUCCUCAACAUUGCCUGGACACGCUUCAGCACCAAUCUGCGCGGCACGCUCGACGGCAUGAGCACCGAGAAGUGGAUCCGUCUUGUCAUCAUCGUUGGCGCUUACUGUCUUUUGCGUCCUUAUCUGAUGAAGCUGGCCGGCAACUCGCAGAUGAAGCAACACGAUACCAGGCCCGAGGACGAGUGGCUCGGCCCGAAAGCAAAGGUCCAACCCAAUACCCUGCGCGGGCAGGUCGAAAUCCCCGAGGACAGCGAUGAUGAGGCCGCCGAGGUCACCGGCUCGACAACGGCCACCGAGUGGGGCAAGAAGGCGCGCAGGAGGCAGCGUGAAGUACUAAAGAAGUUGAUUGACGUUGAGGAAAAGAGACUCGCGGAGCUGCAGGAGGACGAUGAGGACAAAGACAUCGAAGAGUUCCUGGUCAAGGAGUAA